Molecule: messenger RNA, 507 nt
Organism: Aspergillus melleus
Lineage: Eukaryota; Fungi; Ascomycota; Eurotiomycetes; Eurotiales; Aspergillaceae
Exons: 1
Coding region: 1-507 (168 amino acids)
Source: RefSeq, a predicted model, not a curated record
AUGGCUUUCACUAUGAAUAACUGGGCUGACUUUAGAUGGUGGGUAGGCUUCCUGCUUCCCAUACUUUUUGGGUUGCGUCCUCUGAAGGAGUGGCUCAAGCACCGGUUUUCUUUUCUGUGGCCACAGGAAGAAGACCAAGUCACUCCUUUGCUGAACCCCCAGUUGAUCACCCCGACGAACGAGCAAGUGUUGGAGCCCUUCGCUCAGAUGCGGACUGGUCUACAACAGCUGACGGCCCGGGACGACGCACUUCGGAAACUGCUGACCGAUCUGGAUACCGGGAAAGACGCACUCGAAAGACUGCUGACCCUGUUGAAGGAGCGGGAGGGCACAGUGGAACAACUGCUGACUAGCCUGAGGCAGCGGGAAACCGUGUUGAGUGACCGGGAAGAGGCACUUCGAAGGCGCGAAGAAGACAUUUUGCGUCGGGAGGGGCAGAUCGCACACGUCGUCUCUGAAGCUAUGAGGGGAUUGAGCUCUGUCCUUGAACCUCAUAGUGGCCGUUAG